CAGCCGAGAAGCCUGGGUGCUAGCCCCUUGGCACAUGGCGGGAUUUCAAGUUUCCAUUUUCAAACUUUUGAACACAAAUAUUUUCAAUUUUCUGGCACUUUGAAAGGAGUUUACAGCGUUUUAGAACGGCAACGUAAAGAAGUAUUUAUUGUACUUUUUUCCUGUGUUAAUAAACCCGUUUAUCGAGCAUGAAUUUGGAAGCGAACGCUCAAAACUUGCAAGCCCUCGCUGAUCAACUACAGGAAACGCUAAGUUCCGAAGAUCAAGCGCGUAAAGACGGUAAGAAAUUACAAGUUGUUUUUUAGUAUAACUUGAUUUAAAGGUUUGUAAGAGCUAUUUUUAAUAGACAGAAUGGUUUUAACGGAUUUGGUAUACAAACUUUUAAACUAGCAAGAGAAAUAGCGAUAGGCCACUGGCUUAUUCAGAUCUAAAUCUUCUAUCGCGUUUCGAGUUUCAACUCUAACUUUUUAUGUAAAACAUAUACAGUAUUUAGAGGCCAAUAUACUAGGAAUGUUGACAAAAUAUCAUGCUGUAAUAUAUACCGAUUUUCACGUUAUCAAAGCUUUUAUAGAAUUUAAUAUUACAAAUGUGUUUGAAAAUUAUUUAAAUUACCACCAAAAUUUAUUAUAAUAUUUUCAAAUAGCUACAGAAUUAUGCAGAAUAUAUUUAGCGGGCAAGUUUGGGCAUGGGUUAAUAAGCAUAAUUAGUGACCAAUUUUGGUCAAAACUAUGUAAAUAUUGUUGUAUAUUGUCUAGCUGUCAAAUUCCUAAGGUUAGGUAAUUAAGUUUAUGUUAUGACUGAGUUUGUAUAUAAAGUUGACAAAAAGUUUAAAACGGAUCACAUAUUUGUGAUAUCAAAGAAUGAUAUCGGAAUUGGCACUAUGGGUAGAAGAUAUAAAGCCAGUGAUAGCCUGUCUUCGAGUGAUCUAUUCAGCAACGUCUUGGUAUAUUAGGCAUAAUGGUUAGGUAUUUAUCAAUUAUUUAAAGUUCAGCGCUUGAAAUUUUAAAUUUUGGGUGCUUCCAGUGGGAUACUAAGAAGUCUAAAUCUGAUAUCCACCAUGAAAAUAUAGUAGCUCACAUUUGGAUGUAGUAAUAUUCAGACAUUGAAGUUAUAAAAUGAGUUUUCAAUUGCAAUGAAUUUGAUAUAAUGAAUCUAAGAUAUGUUUGUAAUAAGGAUUUAUAAACAACAGAAAAAUACUGUACUGGUACUGUAUCUGUUAGUGAUUGAAAGAUUGUGUCACAAUCGGAAAUUACUGAUUACCGAUUAUUUAUUCAAGUACAAUCUGCCUGAUGCCUACACACACAAAAAUCUCACAUCUUGUAACACGUUUGUCAACAAGCCGUCAACAAGUUGUCUUCGCACUGCUUGUCACAAGUUGUCAACAAGUUUGGAACAAGCUGUUAACAAUUUGUAACAACCUUGUUGAUAUUAUCAGGCUUGUUACAAGGUUGUUCCAACAAGUCUGAUACAGUCAUGAUAUAGCAGUAUUGUUACAACCUUGUGUUGUCAACCUUGUAGCAUUCUUGUUUAUCAUGAUUGUAUUAGACUUGUUAGAACAACCUUGUAACAAGUCUGAUAAUUCCAUCAAACUUGUUACUAACUUUUUAUUAACCGAACACGAAGGUGAGAAAUAUUGGACCGAGGUCUUUUUUGUCACAAAAUAACGACACUUUGUGUCAUGCAUGAAUAUGCAGUUUUACUGAUAGGACGUUAGACUGUAGCAUGUAGCAGACAAUUACAUUUUGUCCUGAACAAUGCUUGUGAUAUUUAGUACUAACCACACUUUUAUGGGUCUUUAGAAAUUAUUGGGGGCGGGGGAUGAUUGCCCCCCCCCCCCCUAGUGUUCGCCACUAAGUUAAGAACAACCUCUUACCCAGGCUAUUUGCUGUCAUACUCUGGUGCCAUGGUUAAGAAAUGUCUGUAACCACAAUGGAUUGCACUGUUGCAAAGAAAAUUCUAAUCUCAAACCCUGAGUGACUUAUGUUUUGGUUUAAUAUUAUAAUUUCUCAUUUCUUUUUAGCCGAGAAAUUUUUGGAGGCAAUCGAAGGAAAUAGUAAUUAUUCCUUACUGUUGCUUCAUAUUGUGGAUAAUGAUUCAUUUGAAAGUAUGGUCAGGUUGGCUGCAGCCAUCACGUUCAAGAAUUUUGUUAAAAGACAAUGGCGUGUGGUUAGUAUUAUAUAUUGUUAACACCAGACCUCGGUAACAGGUUGCCAGACGUAUAUGGGAUUUCGGUGGUGCAGUCGUUAGAGCAAAUGCCUUUCACCUCUGAGAUUGUAGGUUAGAUUAUCACUAUGGACUCAUGUGAAAAGCAUCUGUCACUCAAUGCAAUGCAAACGUUGUGAUGACAGUGUGUAUUGAAAGUACUAUAUUCAUAAUAAUUGUAAAAUUUGCAAUGUUUUAUUCAGUUUGGGAUGGAAAUGUAAGAGGGAGGAUACCGGUAGUGUAACUUGCAUGUAAUAGUUGUUUGUAGUCACACUGUGAAAAGGCUUGGGGGGUUUUGCUUAAAAUUAAAACCGAAAAACCGUCUGCUUCUAAACCGGUAAAACCGGAAAACCGUUUUUUUUCCCUUUAAUUUUUACUUCAACUGAAUGAGCAAGAAUUGUGGUAUUUUUUGACAUAAGAAAACAAACAGUACACGACAAAACGCAAAAUUGUGCAAAGGUAACCUAAAACGACUUCAGUUUUAAAAUAAAAGGGUCAAGAACGCAUUUGAAAACUUAUACCUCUUUAGUUCUUACCGACUUUAUGGAAAAAGAAUAGAAUUUGUAUCUAGUGUCAUGUAAUUGAGUUUAAUUAGUGUCAUGUUUUGAGAAUUAAGAUCGAGUUUUGGGCGAUGACAUCAUGACAGUAAACAAUUACGUAAUGACGGUUUUCCGGUUUUUGUAAAAGCUAAACCGAAAAAACCAGUUUGAAAAUAAAACCGAAAAAAAACGGUAAACCGCCCAAGCCUAACUGUGAAUGUUAACCCAUUGAGUCACAGCAUUCUCCCCCUGAUGAGUAAAAUCAUCUGGCAUUAGACAGAGUGAAACAAUAAAGUAGUGUGCAUCUGGGCUCAUUGCCACUUUAAAGGGUUUAUUUUAAAAUGUUCAGUCAGUCUCCUUUCUCUGGGUAUAUUCAAGCAUUGUAUUAGAUGUAAUUUCUGGUUGUAAAAUUGAUAAUGUCAUGAUCUAGAUCAUCGAUUUAUGCUGUUCCACCCUGAUGUAGAUUCCCCUUGUCACAGCCUAAUUAGGAUAUCUUUUUUAUCCCUUAGAGUGAUGGAAAUCCAAAUAAAAUUACACAGGAUGACAGACAAAAGAGUAUGUUUAUAUUUACCACUUAUUUACUCAGAUCGAGGAAAACAGCAUAUUUUGUGGCCCCUGGAUUGCUGUUCCCCGACCAACGAGCUUGCAGUUGUGUUUAUUAUAUAGCAAGUGUCAAAGUCUCAAUAAUUCACCUGGUAUUUUGAAACUGUAAUAAAACUGACCGGCAAAUAUGCUGAAACUCUUGAAAAACCUUCGCUUCAAACUUGCUGGUUGACAUGAACAACUUGCGCUUUACUUUCGGUCUUGUUAUUGAGCGGCCAAUAAUUGUUUCAUUGUUGACAAGUUAUUCCCUCGCCAAAGCAUGCAGUGAACAUGACAUUUUCAACAAAACAGUAAAAAAAAUGGUUAAGCUAAGGUUGUGUGACUGGCAACUCUCAUGACGUUAGAGCUUUCACUUCUGAGUACCUGGGUUCGAUUUUUACUAUGGACUCAUGUGAAAAGAAACGUGUGUUUUCUCUGGGUGCCCUGGUUUCCUCCCACAGGGAAAGUUGACAGGGUGUGUUAGGAUAAACACAGUUAGGAGAGUAAUAUCACAAUUGUUGUAAAGAUAAAAUAGUCUAGGGUGAGUAUAUAAUUAGGUAAUACUUGAUGUAAAUUGCAUUUGAUCGUAUCCACAUGUAAGUUUGCACCAUGGAAAUGUUAUUAUAAAAUAACAUGUAUAUAACAUGUGCUCUGAUUGGUCGAAACCCGUGUUUGGAUCAGGCCAUCCAAACACGGAAGACUAUCGUGUUGUUGUUAUUUUAUAAAGCAAUCACUUUAUGGUUUCCAUGUUAGGAUGGCCUGAUCCAAACACUUGGAAAUGUUGCUCGAGUUAAGAAAAGCGCGCAAAAUCACUUGCCUUCGGCUCGUGUUUCGCGCGCUUUUCUUAACUCUCGCAACAUUCCCGCGUGUUUGGAUCAGGCCAUCCAAACACGGAAACCAUAAAGUAAUUGUAUAAUCGUAAUCACUCUCAUCCUUUUUUGAUCAUUGUUUAAUUCUUUUAGUUAAGGUUUUGAUUAUUGAUUUGAUGUUGAAGAGCCCCCCACAGUUACAAAGUCAAGUAAGUGGGGCUAUCACAUUGUUCUAGUUCGCUAUAAUUUUAGUCACUGAAAGAUUGUUCCAGACUAAUUGACCAAUCCUAUAUUAAUCAAUAUUUUGAUCUUAAUAAGUCUAGACAAAAUUCCAUCACAGCAUGAAAGAGCACCACAAAAUUUGUAAUAUUUCAAAGUUUCGUUACGAAAUGUUGUAAAAUGCGGAUAAUAUAACCUUGCGAAAUUUGCAAUUUUCAGUCAUUUUGUAUUACGAGCGGGAAAUGGUUACCAUUUUUCCAAAAUUUUGAUCUCAACUAGCCUAAACAAAAAUUUCAUCACACCUUGAAAGAGCAUCACAAAAUUAGUAAUAUUCCAAAGUUUUGUUGCGAAAUGUUGUAAAAUGUGGAUGAUAUAGCCUUGUGAAGUUUGUAAUUUUCAGUCAUUUUGUAUUACGCACGGAAGUGGUAACCAUUUCCCGUUUGUAAUACAAAAUGACUGAAAAUUACAAAUUUCGCAAGGCUAUAUUAUCCGCAUUAUACAACAUUUCGCAACGAAACAUUGGAAUAUUACUACUGUAAUUUUGUGACGCUCUUUCAAGCUGUGAUGAAAAUUUUGUCUAGACUGGUUGAGAUCAAAACUUUGGUUAAUGUGGGAUUGGUCCAUUGUGGUGUGUAUUUUUCUUUAGUUAAGUGAUGCUGUCAGUAUUAUAGGAAGGGAAGAUUUUCCAAGGAAAUGGCCGAAUCUUCUGCCGGUAAGGAUAGAAACUACCUUGAAUGUGUUUAGGAAAAAGCAUGCACAAGUGUUUUGGGAAUUAAUUAUCUUGUCAAUUACUUCUGAAGGAAAUGGUGAAAAAGUUUAAUAGUGGAGAUUUUCAUAUCAUUAAUGGUGUCUUGAAGACAGCGCAUUCCUUGUUUAAAAGGUUGGUCUGGAUUGUGACUUAAGCAGAAGCACAUAGUAAUAGUUGCUACGUGGAACUUAAAGUUGGUUAGUGAUUGACUGAUUGUGCAGCAAUCUGAAAUUACCGAUUACUCAUUAUUCAUGCCACAAUCUAGCCACAGAUGAUAGAUUGUACCAGAUGUCUCACUGUAAUUUUAAUAAUUUAUAAUAAUUUAAUAACUGUGUAUCUAUCCCUAUGAUUUUCGUGUCCGCGAUUUUCGCGAGGCUAUCACGCCAGAUGACGCGUGCGACACUUACUCAUAGAGAUUAUAAAUAACACUAGAGGAGGCAUCGUAAUCUUAAUUCAGUAAAAAAAAGGGAACGCGACUAUUGGGGGGCAAAUUCAAGUCCCGGAUGUGUAUUCGUGUUCCCAUUGGUGACGAGUUUCAAAUCAGCCAAUGAAAGCACGAUUUUAUAUCUGGGACUUGAAUUUGCCCCCCAUUAGCUGCGUUCCCAAUUUUUAAACUCGAUGCCUCCUCUAGUGUUAUUUAUAAUCUCUAUGCACUUACUGCCAAAAUGGCGCUUACUGCCAAAAUGCAUGAUUGCUCACGUUUCAUGGCGUGUAUUACACUUACUGCCAAAAUGGCGGCCAACGCGUGCUCAUAAAAAAUCACGGACACAAUUUUUGCUGAGUGAGACAUCUGGUACAAUCUAUCAUCUGUGAUCUAGCCGAUGCCGAUUUUGAAAUGACGUCAAUAUCAGUCAACUAAGAAAAGGUGACGUCAUUCAUGUCGAUUUUUAACAAUUUCCAACGUAACAUAUGUUACUAAACAUAUGUUUAAUACUACAACCAAAGAUUGUUAAAACCGUUAAUAAUGACACUCGCGCUGUCGCGCAUUAAUUUAACAUAUUGCGUUGAAACGCAACGUGUAAUGCAUAUCAUUUUUAAAGUGCGUAUUUUCUCAACCAUUGAUUUUAGACAUUCGGAAAUAUAGAUAAUUCUACCGAUUCCGAUUGUCUACCGAUAAGACAAAAAUUGGCCCGAUGCCGAUAUCGAUGCCGAUUAUCGGUCAAUCAUUAAAGUUGGUCGUCGUUAUUCUUUUUCAAUUAGUUUUGUCUCUACAAAACUUUAAAGUUAAUUUAGUUUAGGUUUCUUACUUUAGUAUAUAUAGAUCCAAUAAGCAAUGUAUACCGAAGUUGGUCUAUUUAUGUUCCUUUUGGGUUACUGUAGGUAUCGACAUGAAUUUAAGUCACAAGAGCUCUGGGAGGAGAUCAAGAUUGUUUUAGAUGGUUUUUGUGAGCCAAUCACUGAAUUACUCAAGGUAGUUGACGCAAUGACUAAAUACAUAAUACAACUGUAGUAAGCAGGUAUCCAGUAUUAUCAUGUGAGCAAAAUAAAGCAAUAUGGUUGGUUAAUUUACUCAUGAAUUAUUAACGAGUUUGAGAUUUUCAGUUGUAUCUCACUUGUACUGCCAUGAUUAGUGCCGCGUACUUGAGCUGGUACAAACUGAAAGUGAAGACUCCUGCAGGCGUACUUAUAGUCGUUAAGAUGAAGUAAAUAAAGCGCAGUUUUCUAAAAGGUAUUCAUUCGGAAACCUGAAGCAGCAUUAAAUUCUAAAAUUUUCUUUUCCCUGUCUAUUGUUCAAAUAACCAUAUUCUUGCUCUGUUUUCUACAGACAACCAUGGAUCUGGCUAAUAAACACAGCAAUAAUCCAGAAUCUCUGAAGAUCUUGUUCAGUUCUCUUACCUUAAUAUGCAAGAUUUUUUACAGUUUGAAUUCACAGGUGAAUGCUCUAGCAUUGAUAGGUUAGAGGUGCUUGCAUCUAUACAAUUUGGAAUAUAUAUUUCAGAACCAUCCUCGGAGAUACGAAAAACUAGUUUCAUAUUAAUCGUAUCUCUGAGGAUGGUUCUGAAAUAGGGUUGAAACACUGCGCGUCCUCUAAGACAAGCGUUAAGUCGUCACGAAAAUAUUUCGUGCACUUAAAUUGGAUAACACUCGCUACCAAUCCCUGUUGACUCGAUAGCUCAAUAGGUAGAGCGGCGGUCUAGAUACCCGAAGAUGCGAGUUCAAAUCCCGCUCGAGCCAACGAAUUUUUCGUUGCUCGAUUGCAGUGUCAGAUUAAUAUGGAAUAUAUAUAGUGCAUCCAUUCUUCCCAACACAUUAUGCCACUGAUAACUUGGUGCACAUUGAUAUAUUAUAUAAAAUAAAAUGUAAAAAUUAAAAAGAAGCUUACAGUUCUUCACUCAAAAUAGUGUGAUCAUUAGGCGAUGAUGCUUGACUUUUGGUUUAUAAUACCUCUGCCAAAAACGUGGUAUUGAGCAUUUUUUCUACACUAUGAAUUAAAUUUGACCAUGAUUGUUCAAAACAAAUUACCACUAGAAUACAAAGAAUGACAUGAUAAAUACGCCCCACGAAGUAGAAAAAUAUUUUAUUACCGACAAUGGAACAUCCAAUCACUGGAUCGUGACUGGAUGGCAUGGAGAACCGUGGGAUUUUCAAAACAAUGAAAAGACAAUGGAACAUUCUGAUCACUGAAUCGUGACUGAAUGGCAAAGAGAACAGUGGGAUUUUCAAAACAGUGAAAAGACAAUGGAACAUUGCAUUUACUGGAUCUUGACUGGAUGGCAUAGAGAACAGUGGGAUUUUCAAAACAAUGAAAAGACAAUAGAACAUUGCGAUCACUGGAUCUUGACUGGAUGGCAUAGAGAACAGUGGGAUUUUCAAAACAAUGAAAAGACAAUAGAACAUUCUGAUCACUGGAUCUUGACUGGAUGGCAUAGAGAACAGUGGGAUUUUCAAAACAAUGAAAAGACAAUGGAACAUUCUGAUCACUGGAUCCUGACUGGAUAGCACAAUUCUUAUGCUAAGCAACCUUUUGAUUUUAAUUCCUUUUCUAGGAUCUACCUGAGUAUUUUGAAGAUCACAUGGAGGAAUGGAUGAAACACUUUCUUGUUAUAUUAACGACAGACAAUAAAUUAUUGAAAACGGAGGUCAGUUUCCGUUUAGUACUUUCAACAUUGCCAUGCAUCGCACUAGUAGAUGGAAUAAAGUCGAGCAUUAAGGCCGUUUUCCACUUCAACCGUAUCGAAGCGUAGCAUGUUUCUUUUGUUUCCUUAUCACUAGAGUGGAAUUAACGACUUCGACAAAAAAGAAAAUGCUACGAUAAGUUACGAUGUGGUUGAAGUGGAAAAUAGUCGACUAGGGCUGCACCGAAACCAAUUUUUAAAGUUCCGGCCGGAACUGGAUCUGGAAAAAAGUUCCGGCCGGAACCGGAACCGGAACUGAUUUAUUAAGCCAUAUAUAGUCAUGUAACUUUGUCUGCUGCCAGACAGGCAGACACUUCAAGUCAUCAAGGAGAGAGUUCGCAAAUGUUAGAAUAAAAAGAUUGACAAACGUUAAACGUCGUAAUGAAGUGUUAAAGGUGUAUAUUUUCCAUAUGUAGUCCGAAUUUCUUCCUACUGUGAACUUUUGUUACACACAAAAACGUUUGAUAUUCUAUUUAUUUAUUUAUUUAUUUAUUAGUUUCGCCAUAUUACAAUACACAGAACUAUAACAAGAACAAGAAUAAUAUACAUGACUAUAGGCAGGGUGACCGAGGCAGGGUGACCGAAACAGCGUGAGCCAAUUAGUUUCUAUCUCUUUGAAAAUAACAGAGUUCCGGUUCCGGUCAUGCUUUUUUUAUUAGUUCCGGCCGGAACCGGAACUCUGAAAAAUCGGGGUUCCGGCCGAGUUCCGGUGCACCCCUAAUAGCCGUUAGAGUUUUCUCAACUCUCGUGUCCCCGUCAAACGAAAAGAAGAGUUGCACGGGAAUAGACCUUUCCCCUUUUGAGUGAAAUUUUGAUCUAGACAAGUCUGAACAAAAAUUUCAUCACAGCUUGAAAGAGCAUCACAAAAUUAGUAAUAUUCCGAAGUUUCGUUGCGAAAUGUUGUAAAAUGCGGAUAAUAUAGCCUUGUGAAGUUUGCCGUUUUUCAGUCAUUUUGCAUUACAAAUGGAAAUUGAGAAUCAGAUGAUCAAACUGAUUAUCAAUUUCCCGUUUGUAAUACAAAAUGACUGAAAAACGGCAAACUCCGCAGGGCUAUAUUAUCCGCAUUUUACAACAUUUCGCAACGAAACUUCGGAAUAUUACUAAUUUUGUGAUGCUCUUUCAAGCUGUGAUGAAAGUUUUGUCUAGACUUGUCUAGAUCAAAAUUUCACUCAUAAGGGGAAAGGUCUAUUGACGAGAGGUAACUGGAUAUUAUCGGUGAAACAAGCGAAAACUUGAAACUCGAGAGUUAGCUGUCGGUUAAACGCGAGCGAGAGUUGCAACUCUCAUCAACUCUCGACCUCGUUUGACCGGGCCUGUUAUAGGGUAGGCGUAAUUUUGUAAAACGAGAUUGCUCAAUUUCAUUUUAAUGAAGCUCUUUCUUGUAGGAUGACGAAGAAGCAGGUCCACUUGAACUGAUUAAGUCUCAGAUAUGUGACAAUGUCUCCAUGUACGCACAGAAAUACGAUGAAGAAUUUCAGGUAAGUGUGCUGCAAGUGCAACCAACAGAACUGUUAUAGAUGGUGAAUGAACGAUUGUUCAGAUAUAUAAUAUUGUUCAAUCAAUACAUUUAUUCAAGGUACCUUUAGUUAAUACAUUGAAUUUAAGAAAAAUGAACCAAUAGUAAUAUAAUAAAGAAAAGUACAAGGUCUUUGCUGGAGAAUGUAGAGGUUAGCCCUAUAACAAAAUCCCCUUGUUUGUUGUUUUAGCCAUAUCUCCCAGGAUUUGUCAGUGCUAUAUGGAACUUGCUUACGACGAUUGAAAACAGAGUCAAAUAUGAUCUGGUUUGUAUUCAUCGUUUUGUAUCAGUUGAUAAGUACUAGAUAAAACAUGAGCAGAGAUAAGUACUAGAUAAAGCAUGAGAUACAGAUCGGAUGCGAAUGUUUUGUCGUACUUAAAAAGAGUUCAUUGGCGAAGUAAUGUUAAAAAUAAACAUUGUCUAAGCCGAUAAAAUCAAAGCUGAAGUUUAUGUAAAUCAGGACAAAUCUUUAUCCGAUUUACAAACAUUGAUUAAACAUUCAUUUCUUUUGUAUUUUCCUCGUGAAUUAUUAAUUAAUUUUUAAAGUUUAUUUGUUGAUAUACAGUUGUAUAUUGCGUCAGAAGUCGCGUUUAGUGAUUGGCCGAUUGUGUCACAACCGGAAAUGACCGAUUACCGAUCUUCAUGCAACAAUCUAAGAGAUACCAAUUUUAUAAUGAAGUCAUAUUGUCAGUCGACCAAGUAAAGGUGACGUCAUUCGUUUCGAUAUUUUAACGAUCAUUUCCUACGUAACCGAAGUUCGUUAACAAAUAAAUGGCACGUUUCACGCUUAACGCACACUAUAUAAUUUUUAAAGUGCAUGCGUAUUUUCUCAACAAUCGGUUUUGGACAGUCGGGAAUACAGAUAACUCUAGAAUUGGUUCAAGUCCGUCUCUCAAGGGGUUGAAAAUAGCGAUGCACACGAGCGGUCAAAAAAGGCGCGUAAAUAUGAGAGAAAAGUAAGGAGAGACGGACUUGGAUACCCUGCAAGCGCGCCAUUUUACCGUCGGAUUUUUCCUACGGAGGCGUGGCUUGCGAGUUGAGAACAACAACAAAUAUUCGCGCCAAUUUUUGCAAGUAACAUUCGAAAUGCUGCAAAUGUCCCAAGUCGUUUCUCCCUACUUUUCUCCUGAGACGGACUUUGAACCAAGUCUAAGAUAACUCUAGCGAGAAAAAAAAUUUUGCCUUAAAAUUUUUUUGGAAAAAAUUUGUUCUGAAUAAGAAUGAGAUAUUAAUACUUCUUGAGGUCUUCUCGCCACUCCCUUUCCUUUCAAUGUGACAUACAUAAAUAUAAAUGUACCUUAAUUUUAUCACAAUAAUCAAUGUAAAUUUACUGAUUGAAGUGGUAAGUAAAUUGAAUUGAAUUGAUAUUGAAUUCUACCAAUUCCGAUAAGGCGAAAAUCGGCCCAAUACCGACAUAGGUCAAGCACUAAUAAUUGAAUCUUAUAAUUGAGCAUCUCAAGUAUGUGGCAAUAAUUCAUUGGCGUACCAGUUAUGUUAAAAAUCUUGAAUUGUCGCAUCUGCAGAUCGUCGCUCAAAACAUCGAAGUUUUUUUCUAUAUUUUUUAUGUAGUUUGAAUUUCACUUUGAGUACCUCAACCAACAGAACUAAAGGCGGUUUUCGACUAGGCGAAAUUUUUCGAUCGAACUGAAAUUUCUAUAGUUUAAAUUCAAAAGAUUUCUGUUUAGUUCCAUCUGAGUGCUUGUAAGACAAAAGAAAAUUUCGAUUCGGUCGAAAAAUUUCGCCCAGUGGAAAUAAACCGCCUCAAGUGAAACGUACGAAAUAGGACUGGUGGGGGUGAUGAUGAUGAUGAUGGUGGUGGUGGUGGUGAUGAUGGUGGUUUCUACAUACUAAGGAGUUUCCGUUAUAUUUUGUAGCUUGUGAGCAAUGCAAUACAAUUCUUGACAUCUGUAUGUGAGCGAUCUCAUUACAAGGGAUUGUUUGAAGAUCAAAGUAAUUUACAGAGUAUUUGUGAGAAGGUUAUCGUACCCAAUAUGGAAUUCAGAG
Messenger RNA from Paramuricea clavata, 11735 nucleotides. The record is from the annotation of a GenBank genome assembly. NCBI's taxonomy places the organism in Eukaryota, Metazoa, Cnidaria, Anthozoa, Malacalcyonacea, Plexauridae.